Molecule: messenger RNA, 2718 nt
Organism: Sorex fumeus (smoky shrew)
Lineage: Eukaryota; Metazoa; Chordata; Mammalia; Eulipotyphla; Soricidae
Gene: GOSR1
Product: golgi SNAP receptor complex member 1
Exons: 9
Coding region: 120-872 (250 amino acids)
Biological process (GO): endoplasmic reticulum to Golgi vesicle-mediated transport; vesicle fusion
Cellular component (GO): cis-Golgi network; Golgi membrane; Golgi medial cisterna
Molecular function (GO): SNAP receptor activity
Source: RefSeq, a predicted model, not a curated record
GAUGUCUGUGGAGGAUCAUGUAUCCCAUAGGUCCUCGCGCCAGGGCGGAAGACGCGCGGAGUGACUCUCUGGCUCGCACGCCUCCACUCUCCUCUCCCGACUGACGUUGGACAACAAAGAUGGCGGCAGGAACUAGCAAUUAUUGGGAAGAUCUCAGGAAACAGGCUCGACAGUUGGAAAAUGAACUUGACCUGAAACUAGUUUCCUUCAGUAAACUAUGUACAAGUUACAGCCACAGCAGUGCCCGAGAUGGAAGACGCGACAGGUAUAGCUCUGAUACAACACCCCUUUUAAAUGGAUCAAGCCAAGAUAGAAUGUUUGAAACAAUGGCAAUUGAGAUUGAACAACUUUUGGCAAGGCUCACAGGAGUAAAUGAUAAGAUGGCAGAAUAUACCAACAAUGCAGGUGUUCCUUCCUUGAAUGCAGCACUGAUGCACACGUUACAGCGGCACAGAGACAUCCUGCAGGAUUACACACAUGAAUUCCAUAAAACCAAAGCAAACUUUAUGGCAAUACGGGAACGAGAGAACCUCAUGGGAUCUGUACGAAAGGAUAUUGAGUCUUAUAAAAGUGGGUCUGGAAUAAACAACAGAAGAACUGAAUUAUUUUUGAAAGAACAUGACCACCUACGAAAUUCAGAUCGUCUGAUAGAAGAGACAAUAAGUAUCGCUAUGGCAACAAAAGAAAAUAUGACUUCCCAGAGAGGAAUGUUGAAAUCAAUUCAGAGCAAAAUGAAUACUUUGGCCAAUCGUUUUCCUGCUGUGAACAGCCUAAUUCAACGGAUCAACCUUAGGAAGCGGCGAGAUUCACUCAUCCUGGGUGGUGUAAUUGGCGUGUGCACCAUCCUCUUGCUGCUAUAUGCAUUCCAUUGAUGGGACAACUCCAGAGACUCGAUAACCGCCACUUUCGCACCAUGACCUGGAAUAAGGAAAAGGAGAAGUUGACGGUCUUGAUAAUUAGCCUGACCGACAGGAUUAAUCCGAGACUAAUAGCAGUGAACUCUGACAUGGUCAGGUUGAGCUGAAGCUGCAGUUUUUCUGUGCUACCUUUUCUAACACAUUUCCAUCUGGUUUCAGUUAUUAAAAAACAAACAAACCAUUUUCAGUUGAUUUUCCUCCCCAGGAGGUAAGUAAAUCAAUCAAAAGCAGUUUCGGUGUUUCAGUGAUAGUCUUGAGGGCUGUUGACAGGCCAGGUCUUACAGCCCAACUCUUCAGGAAACCAAGUUUCUCUUUAUCCAAAGACUGCUUUCCUUUCCAGCCAUCACAUUGGGUUGUGAGUAAAAGUAGUCCUUGUCCUAUUAUUUUAUCCUUAUGAGAAUUCACAAGUCGUCUUGUGAUAAUCUGUGUAUAAAUUUCUACUCCUCUGCCCCCCAUCUCUUGGUUUUCAAAGAAAAUUCCAUUUUGGGAGUUUUUUUUUUUUUUAAACCGUUCUUUGAGACGCUGACUAGCAAACUUCAGCAGAGUUGAAGUUAUCUAAAACAAAAGACAAACACUGCAAGAAAAACAUUUUUCUCUUUCUGUUUUGUGUAUGUUUGCACACACUGGGGUCAACUGUGUUACUGGAUAAAUAUCAAAAAUGAAAGACUUUUUUAAAAAUGAAUCAGUCAUUGUUUUGAUUGGGGGGGGCUAUUUUUUCCGCUUGGAAUAAUUACUACUACAGGAAAGUGAAAUCUCAAUUAUACCAUGACAAAAGAAACUAUUAAUGUCUAUCAGUGCUCCCAGCUAUUGCUCCUCAUGUCAGGAUUAAAGGAACUGAGGAGGCAGCUACUCAGUUUUCAGUGAAAUCUCUUCAAUAAACCACAUGUAAAGUUGUUAGGGUUCACCCUCCAGAUAAUGCCAUUUGUAUAUGCUCAGCUAUUUAUGAGCGAAAGUUUGAGAACUGCUCUGACUGGUGUACCAGAAGUACUGUGUUCUAUGAAAGGCUGUUCAUUCCAAAUCUCCUCCACUUUCCAAACACCCAGAGAAUGGUUUCACUGUUGAAGGUGCGUGCAGCAGAAUCGGUCUCCAUCUGCACCUCUGUUGUUGCCAUCCCUGGACAGUGACAAAUGUUAAACCUCCCACCAGAAUUUGAUUCAAGUUUAACCGCUUCUCAGUUCCUAUAAAUUUAUGAUCUAAAUGAACCAUCACCAAAAAGUUUGAAAAAUUCCAGCUUCUCCUCGCAAGGAAGACUGUUGUUCAUCAGUGAAAUUGACUAUGGUAUUUAUAAUAUUGGCUUCAAACUGUUCUACAGGGAACAAAAAGAUUCUAGCAUGUAGUUCUUAACUACAUAAUAGUGUGUCAAUACUAUAUUUCAAUGGACUUGAUUUCUAGACCCAUGGGUAGAUUAACCCUUGGUCUGGUACAGAGACUGAGAGGUUUUUCAUUCUGGUAUCAAAGUUGUAUUAUGUUCUGGGUCUGGAGGGAAUUUGAUAUUUUUUUUAAACAGGUUUAUUUUUCUAAAUAUGGGUUGAUUGAUGGAGUUAAUUGGGGAUGCCCUUAGAAGACAACUUAAGUUUUUCCCAAUGUGAACCUUAAAGAAUCAGGGAAGUAAGUUAAUUUAUUAAAUUCUCUGUUGAGAGAACAAAACUUCUCUCCCCUGAUAGUUUAUUAUCUUUGAUUUUUUUCAAAGAUCCUUGAUUGGUGGUUGUGCCUCAGCUAGAAUAUAUGGGACUUCGGUUGCUAUAUAGUUGGCAUUUAUAAAAUCUGAAGUAUCAUAAAUAAAGUUAUUUAUUUAAUUAUA